AUGGCGCGUCAAUUAGUCUUCAUCACCGGCGCAACAGGUUUCCUUGGCAGCGCCACCGCGAUGGCAGCACUCAAAGCGGGAUAUCGAUUGCGAAUCUGUGUUCGAAAGCCCUCAGACAAAUUACAGGAUCUGCUGUCAGGGUAUAGCGAGCAAGUGGAAUUUGUUACGGUUUCCGAUUGGACAGCUGAAGGUGAAUUCAGAGGACAGUUGGAUGGAGCAGACUAUGUCAUCCAUCUCGCACAUCCUCUUCCCAGUGGCACCGAUAAGGAGUACUAUUUUACUCCAGCUGUGAAAGCGACGACUGCCUUGCUCAAGGAGGCUGCUCGAGUACCAAGUAUCAAGAAGGUCGUGAUCACAUCAUCGAUUGCGGCCUUGAUGCCCCUGGACGGCAUACCGUCUGGCGGCGUCGUCAAAGGUGCGUUUUCAGGGUUCCUGGGCCGCCUACAUCGUAACUGGACUGAUAUCAUCCCAGAGGACAACGACUGGGACUUCGAUGUCGACGAGACUGAGGACUUCACAGCCUCUAAUGACCCACGAGGAAUACCUAUGCGGUUGUACCAUGCAUCUAAACUGCUCGCCAAUAAAACAGCAUGGGAAUUCCAGAGGACCGCCAAGCCGCAGUAUGCCUUGGUAACACUCCAUCCUGCAUUUGUGUACGGACGCAACCCGGCGCAGACCACUGCUGAGGAGAUCCAGGAAUCUUCAAAUGGUCUUCUGUGGUACGCUAUCAUGACAGGCGUCCCUCAUCACUCUUACUCCCAGGUUCCUGGUGUGCAUAUUAAUGAUGUGGUUGAAGCACACCUCAAGGCCCUGGAUCCAGCCAUCCCAGACGGGUCGAGGUAUCUGCUUUCAGCGAAGGGCGGGACCUGGAAAGAGGUGGCAGAUGUCAUUCAGCGGAACUAUUCAGACCUUGGGGCAAAGAUCACACCAGACAUUGAGGAAGACUUUCUCUCAACCGACAGUAGCAAAGCAGAAGCAGAGUUAGGGAUGCGAUGGCACUCAUGGGAGCAGAUGGUGCGGGAUGUGGUAGACCAGCAACUGGAGUUUGUGAAAGUUUGA
This is a messenger RNA of Aspergillus novofumigatus IBT 16806, 1059 nucleotides long. RefSeq names its product ketoreductase sphI. The transcript has a single exon. The coding region runs from base 1 to 1059 and encodes 352 amino acids. Gene Ontology annotation, molecular function: oxidoreductase activity, acting on the CH-OH group of donors, NAD or NADP as acceptor. Lineage: Eukaryota; Fungi; Ascomycota; Eurotiomycetes; Eurotiales; Aspergillaceae. The record is from RefSeq and is a predicted model, not a curated record.